This is a messenger RNA of Trametes versicolor FP-101664 SS1, 1464 nucleotides long. Its product is annotated as ribosome biogenesis protein YTM1. Gene Ontology annotation, cellular component: preribosome, large subunit precursor. Gene Ontology annotation, biological process: ribosome biogenesis. The transcript has 5 exons. NCBI's taxonomy places the organism in Eukaryota, Fungi, Basidiomycota, Agaricomycetes, Polyporales, Polyporaceae. Bases 25 to 1389 code for a protein of 454 amino acids. The record is from RefSeq and is a predicted model, not a curated record. Gene Ontology annotation, molecular function: protein binding.
CCUUGAGUUCUUCUGCUGCUCGCCAUGGCGUCCACAUCCACCUCAGAGCCGACUCACCCGGUUGUUUUUACGACACAAACACCUUACCCGCUCCCCACCCAAAAGUUCAUGAUUCCCGCCUCAUGGAGGCGCUACCAACUCUCCCAGCUCGUGAACAAGGCACUCUCUCUGCCGAAGCCCAUACCAUUCGAGUUUUUGGUGCGCGGGGAGAUCCUUCGCGGGACUUUGACGGAAUGGUGUACAGAAAAUGGUGUCGGCGAGGAGGAGACUCUAGAGAUUGAAUACUUCGAGUCUGUUAUGCCUCCCCAGCGCAUGUCUACGAUUCCACACGAAGACUGGGUCUCCUCGGUAACGUGUCAGGUCCUCGGAUACUUCCUUACCGCAUCCUACGAUGGCGCGCUUCGGAUAUUCGACUACUCGCAAACGCUCCUUCAGACCAUCCCCGCGCAUAACGCGCCUGCGACCUCCCUCUGCGUUGUACCCUCAUCCACCAACUCACCCGACUCCUUCCUCGUCGCGAGUGCAUCGCACGACCUCACCGCGCGCCUCACGCGCAUCGACCUCUCCCAGGCCAACCAGCCGCGCGCAGAGACGCUCGCGGCCCUGCACCUACACACUGCGCCGCUGUCCUCUGUUGCCGCCAGCACAUCACACAUCUUGACAUCCUCUUGGGAUGGCCUCAUCGGACUGUGGGAUACGAAAAUACCGGAGACGGACGAAGUCCCGCUCGACGAAGCCGCAGCUGCUGCUGGGGAGAACCGGAAAAAGCGGCGCAAAGUCGCGGACGACAGCGAGCCCGCGCCGCGCCCAAAACGCAAGGCGCCCGUGCAGGUGCUGAAGAGCCAUACCGCGCGCGUGUCGCGCGUCGUAUUCGGUCGCGGGGAGGGCGCGAACGCUGCAUACAGCUGUGGGAUGGACUCGACGGUGCGCACGUGGGACGUGGAGAAUGGUCUGUGCACCAGCACCAUCACCGCGGCGAACAAGCCGUUCCUGGACAUCGCGCUGACGCAGACGGGGACGAGCGCGCUCGCGGCGUCUACGGACCGGACAGUCAGCCAGUACGACCUCCGCUUGGCGUCAUCCUCCGCGACAACACCCUCCGUCGCGUCUCUCGCGCACCCCGCGACUCCAUCGUGUGUAGCUGUCGCGCCCGUGUCAGGUGGUCCGGCGUCGGCGGCGGAGCAUCAGAUCGUGACGGGGGCGUACGACGGUGUGGUGCGGCUGUGGGAUCUACGCAGCACGAAGGGCGCCGUGGCGAGCUUCAAGGCGUGGGACGGUGCGAAAAAGGUGUUGAGCGUGGACUGGGCACGCGGGCUCGUCGGCGUCGGCGGCGAGGGAGGUGUUGAGGUGUGGAAAGUGGGAGACGGCGAGCGUGCGUUUGCGAGUUAGCGGUUGCAUAUAUGUAGUACGCAGGCGUUGUUGACUUGCGUAAACCGCGUAAACCGCCAUGACAGACAUCUCCGC